AUGGAAUCCGUCGUCGAGGAAGCUUCGAACCCGCAGUUCCAUCUCUCAGAUCCCUCUCCUCCGCCAGAGAACCUGGCUCUGGACACUGCCGAGCCGCCUUAUCCGGAUAAGCCGCCCCAAUCUGACGACUCCUGUCUCGGUGCCGCUGGUAAUAAUUGUCAGAUCGAGUUCCCCAAGCCUAGGCUCGACUUCACCAAGCCUCUCCUGUCCGAGAAUGGACUCACCAACACCAACAGCGGUGACAGGGACUUCUCCGGCGGCGAAGAGGAGACUACGAGCCGUCGCAAGCGGAGGAGCCGCUGGGACCCGCAGCCGGACGGUAGCGGUGGCAAUCAGGCGGCCGAUGGAGGCGGGAGCAAUAACGGUAGCAGUAAUAAUAAUAAUGAAACCGGGAGUGGUGCUCGGAAGAGGAAGUCGAGGUGGGCGGAUGAUGAGCCGAAGCCUGUGAUUCAGCUCCCUGAUUUUAUGAAGGAUUUCACCGGAGGUAUUGAAUUCGACCCCGAAAUCCAGGCUUUGAAUGCUAGGCUUCUCGAGAUUAGUAGGAUGUUACAGUCUGGUACGUCACAGUCUGGUUUGCCGUUGGAUGAUAGACCUGAAGGAGCUAGGUCUCCUUCUCCUGAACCUAUUUAUGAUAACAUGGGAAUUAGGAUCAAUACUAGAGAGUAUAGGGCCAGGGAGAGGUUGAACAAAGAGAGGCAAGAGAUUAUUUCACAGAUCAUCAAGAAGAAUCCUGCUUUUAAGCCUCCUGCUGACUACAGGCCCCCAAAGCUUCAUAAGAAGCUAUACAUACCAAUGAAGGAAUACCCAGGGUAUAACUUUAUUGGAUUGAUUAUUGGACCUAGGGGGAACACGCAGAAAAGAAUGGAGAGGGAAACCGGUGCUAAGAUUGUAAUUCGAGGGAAAGGGUCGGUGAAGGAGGGCAGGCUGCAGCAGAAGAGGGAUUUGAAGCCGGAUCCUUCUGAGAAUGAAGAUUUGCAUGUUUUGGUUGAGGCUGAGACUCAGGAGGCCUUGGAUGCUGCUGCUGGCAUGGUUGAGAAGCUUUUGCAACCGGUUGACGAGGUUCUGAACGAGCAUAAGAGGCAGCAGCUUAGGGAACUAGCUGCUUUGAAUGGGACGAUUAGGGAUGAAGAGUAUUGUCGGUUGUGUGGUGAGCCUGGACACAGGCAGUAUGCUUGUCCAUCGCGGACUACAACGUUUAAGAGUGAUGUGCUCUGUAAGAUUUGUGGUGAUGGUGGACAUCCUACCAUUGAUUGCCCAGUUAAGGGAACAACUGGGAAGAAAAUGGACGAUGAAUACCAAAACUUCUUGGCGGAAUUGGGUGGGACGAUGCCCGAGUCCUCGAAUAAGCAAACUUCCACCUUGGCCUUGGGGUCAAUUGGAUCUGGAAGCAAUCCUCCAUGGGCUAACAACACUGGGGGUAUUGGCAGUGCAAAUCAAGCCGGACUAGGAGCCACUGAUGGUAAAUCAACAAAGGAAUAUGAUGAUACCAAUCUUUACAUUGGCUACUUGCCUCCUACUUUUGAUGAUGAUCGUUUGAUCCAGUUAUUCUCUGCAUAUGGUGAGAUUGUGAUGGCUAAGGUAAUCAAGGAUCGGGUUACUGGGUUGAGUAAAGGGUAUGGUUUCGUCAAGUAUCGUGAUGUUCAAAUGGCUAAUUCGGCAAUUACUGGCAUGAAUGGAGCUCGUGUUGAAGGUCGGACCAUUGCUGUGAGGGUGGCUGGUAAGCCUCCUCAGCCCAGUGUUCCUCCUGGCCCUCCUGCAUCCAACAUGCUGACAUACCCUGUAUCAAGUCAACCAGUUGGUGCCUAUCCAUCCCAGCAGUUCACCCCUGGUGGUCCUCUUCCACCUGUCCCUCCGGGGAAAUAUGCUGCACCUCCUCCAAGCUAUGGAGGUCCCCUUGUUCCUUGGGGACCACCUGUUCCGCCUCCCUAUGCUCAUUAUCUUCCACCCCCACCCGGUGCGAACAUGUAUCCACCACCUCCUCCUCCUCCGGGACACCCAAUGGCACCUUAUGGCAUGCAAUAUCCUCCACCGGUGCCUCCGGCUCCUGGUGCUCCUAAUCCAGCAGUGACUUCUGACGCUCAACAAAGUUACCCACCAGGCGUCUCGGCGGAGAACCACACUUCUGCUCCGCCUCCUGCAUCAUCUAAUAUCUAUGGGAAUGUUCCACCAAUGCAAUCUGCUGGUCAACCACUUUACGCAACAGCUUCUCUAGGUUACUCAUCGUACUAUAGUGCAGUUCCUCCUCCUGCUGCUCCUAUGCCGACAAGUGAUCACUCCCAGGGGAUGAGCAAUUUACCUUGGGCUCCAAAUCCACCACAACCGCCACUUCCAGGAGCUUCCACUGGAGAGAAAAUGAACUAUGGAGCUGAUGCAGAGUAUGAAAAGUUCAUGUCAGAGAUGAAAUGA
Messenger RNA from Linum tenue, 2406 nucleotides. The record is from the annotation of a GenBank genome assembly. NCBI's taxonomy places the organism in Eukaryota, Viridiplantae, Streptophyta, Magnoliopsida, Malpighiales, Linaceae.